Messenger RNA from Talaromyces atroroseus, 720 nucleotides. RefSeq lists its product as hypothetical. The coding region runs from base 1 to 720 and encodes 239 amino acids. NCBI's taxonomy places the organism in Eukaryota, Fungi, Ascomycota, Eurotiomycetes, Eurotiales, Trichocomaceae. Gene Ontology annotation, molecular function: glyoxalase III activity. The transcript is spliced from 2 exons. The record is from RefSeq and is a predicted model, not a curated record.
AUGUCUCCACCUCGCCGCGCCCUUAUCAGCAUAACUUCUGCCCAAGCCACUCUGUUUCAGGGCAAAGAGACAACCGGUCUCUUCAUUAGCGAAGCCUUGCACCCAUAUAAUGUGCUCACUGCCGCCGGAUUUGAAGUCGACCUUGCCUCCGAGACCGGUUCAUAUACUCCCGACUGGCUAUCGCAGCAACCCGACUUUUUGAAUGGCAGCGACCUAGAGAUAUGGAACAACGUUAACAGCGACUUCCGUAGGAAGCUCGACAAUAUGCCCAAGGCAGCAGAGGUUGAUGGCUCUAAAUACGGAGUAUUCUAUGCUUCAGCUGGCCAUGCAGCUCUCAUCGAUUAUCCCAAGGCUUCUGGUCUGCAGAAAAUAGCGGAGCGGGUCUGGGCUAAUGGCGGCAUUGUCGCAUCUGUGUGCCAUGGUCCGGCUAUUUUCGCUAAUGUCGUUGAUCUAUCUACCAAAGAGCCUAUCAUCAAGGGUAGGAAGAUUACGGGUUUUACUACCGAAGCUGAGUCUUCUAUGGGUAUCGCCGAAGAGCUCAAAGGCUGGAACUCGGAGUUGGUUGAAGACUUAGCAGCCCGCCUUGGUGCGAAAUAUGAACGUGCCCCCGGUAUCUGGGAUGACUUCCAUGUUGUUGACGGUCGAUUGGUCACUGGUCAAAACCCAGCGAGUGCAACUUCAACUGCUCGCGCAGUAGUUGCAGCAUUCGAGCAGCUUUAA